Messenger RNA from Pyricularia grisea, 99 nucleotides. RefSeq lists its product as uncharacterized. Lineage: Eukaryota; Fungi; Ascomycota; Sordariomycetes; Magnaporthales; Pyriculariaceae. The record is from RefSeq and is a predicted model, not a curated record. Bases 1 to 99 code for a protein of 32 amino acids. The transcript has a single exon.
AUGUCAUGUUGGGAGCCGACCGGUGAGAAUCACAGCGACAAGAAUUUAAACCACACCCAAUCAGAAAAGAGCCCGCUUGGGGAUGGAUUACGGAUGUAA